Messenger RNA from Salvelinus fontinalis (brook trout), 13751 nucleotides. RefSeq names its product neuroblast differentiation-associated protein AHNAK. The transcript is spliced from 7 exons. Lineage: Eukaryota; Metazoa; Chordata; Actinopteri; Salmoniformes; Salmonidae. Bases 313 to 11031 code for a protein of 3572 amino acids. Gene Ontology annotation, molecular function: protein binding. Gene Ontology annotation, biological process: regulation of RNA splicing; peripheral nervous system myelin maintenance. Gene Ontology annotation, cellular component: nucleus; cytoplasm. The record is from RefSeq and is a predicted model, not a curated record.
GCCCUGCGUCACUCCAGUGUGGACUGCUCCGACUGUGGAUGCUGCAGAAAUCCCUCUGUCUCGCCGGCCGCUUGUUUGUUCGCUCACUCCUUCACUCUCCUCUCUCGCUCUCUCUCUGGUCCUGCGACUCAUCCCUUCCAGCUGUGACUGACUGAGAGAAGGCAGUUUGAGGCAGAGGCUGCAGUUCCAGUCCUGCCAGGACAGGGAAACUGCCAGAGCUCAUCAGCAGCCAGGGCAGGGCCGCUGUGCUGCCGACUGCCAGUCCCAGGACAGGACCCCCUCUCCCUCCCAGGACCCCGGUUGACCGAAGAUAUGUGCGACUGUUUCAACCUGGGCUUCCCCAACUGGCAUGGCUCGCUGGGCACAGGGUCCGGACGAAGGCUGAAGGGACCAGAGCCUGACACGGUGGAUGAUUCAAUAUGUGAAGAGCCAUCUGAGUUUAUAGAGGGGGAGAGACCUCGCCCUCAAGGAUCCUCCCCUGUAGAUGAAUACCCUGAGACUGACAAAUACAAGGACAGUGAUAAACAGGGUGGAGGUGGGAGUGGCAAAAAAGGAAAGAGAGGUUUUGGGUCCCUGUUUGAAAAGCGCUCCCCUGCCAAGAUGAGUCAACUGGAGAGCCCAGAGUCAGGAGUGAUUGUGAAAAUGGCAAAAGAGACAUGUGCCGAGGGCCUUGUUGUAAGUGGAGGGAAGGAGGGAAUCUUCAUCAAGGAAGUGAGGCCAGAGUCACCAGCUUCAAAGCUUCUUAGUGUACAUGAGGGUGAUCAGAUACUCAGUGCCACUGUGUAUUUUGACGAUGUUACAUAUGAAGAUGCUCUACAGAUAUUGGAACAUGCCCAGCCUUACAAGAUGGAGUUACUUCUGAAACGCAAACCAAUGAAGACAUCCACCCUUGAGAGUGAACCAGCCCUUGAAAUCAUCCAAGUGGAAGAAGGUUCCUCUCCGGAAAUGAGGGGACAUUCAAAGACAAAAAAGCAUGGUGACCGAAUCUCUUGGCCCAAGUUCCCCUCCUUCAGCAAAAGUCAAAAGUCCCAUUUUAAGAGGUCUCACAGUACUUCAGAGGCAGAUGAUAAGAGGAAGCUGGAGCUUAGCCCUACAACAAGUGACACAGAGUCGCCAAUAAAAUCUCAGGAGGCUGUUAUGGGAAAGACAAAGAAGCAUAAGAUAAAGAUAUCAAGCAUGAAGAUGAAGGGCCGCAAGAGCAUGUCUGUUGAGCAGCCGGACCAGAACAUACACAUACUAACUGUAGAACGUGUAGAGGGUAUGGAAAACCAACAGAGUCAAGAUGACAUACACUCACCGGAUGGUCUAGAGAGUGCAUCAGUAGAUACAUCUCAAGUAUAUGUAUUAGAAUCAGAAUCUGAAAAAAUUGAAUCCACCAAGAUAAGAAAUGAAUGCAUUCUUCCAAACCUGGCAGGCUCUGAAACUAAACAACACAAGGUAGAACUCAUUAGUCUGGACAAAACUUUGAAAACCACAGACAUAACAGUUGCUCUUGCUGAUCAAGAAAGUCCCUCAACCAAGAAAUCUCCAGAGGGAAAGAAAAAGAAGAAAGAGAAUAAAGAGAGGUCAGAACUAAAGUUUACAUUCAAGGGAAAUGAGAAGAAAGACAAACACAAGCAAAACAUACCAGUAAAAUUAUCACUAAAAAGCCUGAAGACACCAAGAGCAGAUAUGAUAACAUCUGAUCUGUCUGCACAUGACAAUACAUUGCUGAGCCCAACAGUAGUAUCACAUACGGAGCUGGAGGAGUGUCAACUCCCAAUUGAGAUCAACACUCAAGUAAUCAUUAAUGAGAGUUCAGGGAAAACCCUACCCUCCACUGAUAUGGAAAUGAGCAUGCCAAAAGUAGACAUCUGCCUUGACAUGUCAGAUAUAGGACUUAUCAGGAAAUCCCCUCAGAUUAGACAAGAACAACACUUGAAAGAAACAUAUGUUAAAACUGAUGUGAAUGCACAGGAAAUUAGCAUACAUGCUAAGCUCAUCAGUAUUACAUUGGAACCUGACUCGCAGAUGGAAAUACAAGCUUCAAAGUUACCUACAGAGAGAAGCAUUGAUGAUGUUUUAGCACAAAUUGGUACAAGAUCUGCUCCCAAAUUUAAACUGCAGAGGGUGGAUCCUGCUGACUUUGUUACUGACAAACCCAUAAAAAUGACAGACGUGAAGAUUGUAGAAAUGGACGUGAAAGGACUUACAGUUGAGGAUAAGGGUUUAAAGAUACUUCCAAGCCGUGAGGAUAUUGAGAUCCCAGGCAUAGAAUAUGCAUCAUUAACUAGCAUCAAGGCCCCAGUGAUAAAACAGCCUAAAACAGCAUUCACUCUUCCUGUUGAAGAAAUCCAGGCGCAGACUGUACAGAUGGUUAUAGACGUUGAUAGAGUUAAAGACGCUGUCUCCAAAUUGCCAGGGUUCAAGCUGCCGAAGGGUGACAUUGCAGGCCUGCCUGGUCAUCAACAAAUCACAAUGACAGACGUGAAUACAGAAAGAGUAGAUGCCACCCUAUCUAAAAUCACAGACAUAAAGGCACAGUUGGACACGUAUGUCAAAAAGAGUGACAUAAAUGCUUUACCAGAAAAGUUGAGCAGGAGCUCAGUUACCACAUUCAAAUUGCCAAAGACCCAACUUUUUGAUCUAGGUGCUCAUGAACCUAUUACUAUGACAGAAAUAGACGAUACAAAAACAAAACAGGAAGCUGGAAAGACCAAUGAAGAUGAAAUCCAAAUUGAACUCCAUAAACGGGAGAACGUAGAGAAAGCUGGAAUGGAAACUAUACAACAAAGAAGAACUCCCAACAAAGUGGAAAAGGAAAAAGAGACUGGUAAAAUUCUGGAGCCUAAGUUGGCAGUACCAGUACCUGAGGGGCCAACCAUCACAUCUGAGGAGAGAAAUCGUAUACCUGCCACUUACACUAAAGGAUUAGAUAAGAAGUCAAAGAAAGCAAAUAUUUCAAUGCCUAGGUUUGGAAUAACACAAACGGAUAUUAGAUUCCCAGACAUUGGGAUUGGACUACCAAAAAGAGACACCUCGGUGGAAAAGAAGGAUGAGGUCAAAGAUGAAAGCAAUGCAUUGCACCUUGAAAUGAAAAUGUCAGAGGCUGAAAUUAAACUCAACAAAGUACCAGAUUCGGAAUAUUCCACUAUCAAAACUCAUGUGACAGACCAUCAAACACCUACAAUACGAACUUUAUGCUCAGAAACAAUGCCAGAGGUACCUUCAUCUGACAUUAAAGGAGCAGUUAUGGGCAUUGAUGUCCAAUCUGUUGAUGUCGGGAGAGCAGACAUCCAAAUACCGGAUGUUGAAGUCGAAGUACCCUCCGUUGAAGUUGAAAUACCAAAAAAAGUUUAUAAAGAUAUUGAUGUGAAAAUUAAUAAACGACAGAUAUCAUUCCCCAAAAUUGGAGUUAAAGCCCCAGAGGAUGAUGUUAGUGUGCUAAAACCAGACAUCUCUCUUUCCGAGGGAAACAUGGAGGUCAAAUUGCCUGAGGUGGAAAUUGAAGUUCCAGAGCUUCAAGUCGAAGUGAAAGAUACUGUAGGGUCCCCCUCAAGAUUUAAAAUCCCAACUUUAAAAUUCCCUAAAUUUGGAACAGUUGCUCCAAUCGUCACAGUAGAGUUACCUGAUGUGGACAAGGAUAUCAAACUUCAUGGAACUGAAAGACCAGAACCCAAGCUGUCAAUAUCAGGAAAAGUUCAUGCAGUUGACUUUGAGAAACAGAGUUACUUUAAAAAAUCUAGUGUUAAGAUCGCAUCUAUAGAUGUGGAUGUGAAGACUAAAGGACUUGAACUGGAGGGACAAGGAAGUGAGUUUAAACUGCCAAAUCAGGGAAUUUCAUUACCAAAAGUAAAAGGUCCUGAGAUCGAUUUAGGUGUAUCGAAGAAAGACAUAGAUGUCACUUUACCAGAGACCAACGUGGAGAUCCAACCACCUGAUGUUGAACUCAAAGUGUCUUCUGGUGAUGUUGAAAUGCCAGAGGGAGCUGCUACAGAGAUUGAUGUGAAAAUGAAGAAGCCCCGGAUGUCAUUUGGAUGGUUUUCAAAACCAGAAGUGAAAGCACCGGAGGUUGAUGUCAGUCUUCCAAAGGUGGGCAUUUCGAUUCCAGAAGGAAAGGUGGACUUCAAAGAGCCAGAGGUGGAAUUUAAAGCUCCAGAGAGUCAAGUUGAAGUGAAACAUGAUAUUGAGCUUCAGGGACAAGGAAGUAAGUUCAAACUACCUAAAUUUGGAAUCUCAUUGCCGAAGGUUAAAAGUUCUGAAAUUGACUUAAGUGUGUCAAAAACAGAUGUAGAUGUCAACUUACCAGAGAGAAGAGCAGACAUCCAACUACCUGAUGUUGAAGUCGGAGUGCCCUCUGUUAAAGUUGAAAUACCAGAAGCAGUUUCUAAAGAUAUUGAUGUGAAAAUAAAAAAGCCCCGAAUGUCAUUCCCCAAAUUUGGAUUUUCAAAACCAGAAGUGAAAGCACCUGAGGUUGAUGUCAGUCUUCCAGAGGUGGAUAUUUCUCUUCCAGAGGGGAAGGUGGAGAUCAAAGAGCCUGAGGUGGAAAUUGAAGCUCCAGAGAUUCAAGCUGAGGUGAAGGAUACUGUAGGCUCCCCCUCAAGAUUCAAAAUGCCAACUUUAAAAUUCCCUCAAUUUGGAGCAGCUGCUCCAAACAUCACAGUAGAGGUACCUGAUGUGGACAAGGACAUCAAGGUUCAUGAAUCUGAAAUUCCAGAAACCAAGCUGACAAUGUCAGCCAUUAACAUUGAAAAGCCAAGUGUUGACCUUAAAGGCCCAUCUAUAGAUCUGGAUGUGAAGAGCAAAAGACUUGACAUUGUCACUUUACCAGAGGCCAGCGUGGAGGUCCAACCACAUAGCACUGAACUCAAAGUGCCUUCUGGUAAAGAUGAAAUUCCUGAAGGAGUUGCUACAGAAAUGGAUGUAAAAAUGAAAAAGCCACGGAUGUCAUUUGGAUGGUUUUCAAAAUCAGAAGUGAAAGCAGCGGAGGUUGAUGUCAGUCUUCCAAAGGGGGAUAUUUCUCUUCCAGAGGUAAAGGUGGAGGUCAAAGAGUCAGAGGUGGAAAUUAAAGCUCCAGAAAAUCAAGUUGAAAUGAAACAUGGAAUUGAGCUUGAGGGACAAGGAAGUAAGUUCAAACUACCAAAAUUUGGAAUCUCAUUGCCGAAGGUUAAAGGUCCUGAAUUUGACUUAAGUAUCUCAAAGACAGAUGUAGAUGUCAACUUACUAGAGAGAAGAGCAGACCACCAACUACCUGAUGUUGAAGUCGGAGUGCCUUCUGUUGAAGUUGAAAUACCAGAAGCAGUUUCUAAAGAUAUUGAUGUGAAGAUGAAAAAGCCCCGAAUGUCAUUCCCCAAAUUUGGAUUUUCAAAACCAGAAGUGAAAGCACCUGAUGUUGAUGUCAGUCUUCCAGAGGUGGAUAUUUCUCUUCCAGAGGGGAAGGUGGAGAUCAAAGAGCCUGAGGUGGAAAUUGAAGCUCCAGAGAUUCAAGCUGAGGUGAAAGAUACUGUAGGCUCCCCCUCAAGAUUCAAAAUGCCAACUUUAAAAUUCCCUCAAUUUGGAACAGCUGCUCCAAACAUCACAGUAGAGGUACCUGAUGUGGACAAGGACAUCAAGGUUCAUGAAUCUGAAAUUCCAGAAACCAAGCUGACAAUGUCAGCCAUUAACAUUGAAAAGCCAAGUGUUGACCUUAAAGGCCCAUCUAUAGAUCUGGAUGUGAAGAGCAAAAGACUUGACAUUGUCACUUUACCAGAGGCCAGCGUGGAGGUCCAACCACAUAGCACUGAACUCAAAGUGCCUUCUGGUAAAGAUGAAAUUCCUGAAGGAGUUGCUACAGAAAUGGAUGUAAAAAUGAAAAAGCCACGGAUGUCAUUUGGAUGGUUUUCAAAAUCAGAAGUGAAAGCAGCGGAGGUUGAUGUCAGUCUUCCAAAGGGGGAUAUUUCUCUUCCAGAGGUAAAGGUGGAGGUCAAAGAGUCAGAGGUGGAAAUUAAAGCUCCAGAAAAUCAAGUUGAAAUGAAACAUGGAAUUGAGCUUGAGGGACAAGGAAGUAAGUUCAAACUACCAAAAUUUGGAAUCUCAUUGCCGAAGGUUAAAGGUCCUGAAUUUGACUUAAGUAUCUCAAAGACAGAUGUAGAUGUCAACUUACCAGAGAGAAGAGCAGACCACCAACUACCUGAUGUUGAAGUCGGAGUGCCUUCUGUUGAAGUUGAAAUACCAGAAGCAGUUUCUAAAGAUAUUGAUGUGAAAAUGAAAAAGCCCCGAAUGUCAUUCCCCAAAUUUGGAUUUUCAAAACCAGAAGUGAAAGCACCUGAGGUUGAUGUCAGUCUUCCAGAGGUGGAUAUUUCUCUUCCAGAGGGGAAGGUGGAGGUCAAAGAGCCUGAGGUGGAAAUUGAAGCUCCAGAGAUUCAAGCUGAGGUGAAAGAUACUGUAGGCUCCCCCUCAAGAUUCAAAAUGCCAACUUUAAAAUUCCCUCAAUUUGGAGCAGCUGCUCCAAACAUCACAGUAGAGGUACCUGAUGUGGACAAGGACAUCAAGGUUCAUGAAUCUGAAAUUCCAGAAACCAAGCUGACAAUGUCAGCCAUUAACAUUGAAAAGCCAAGUGUUGACCUUAAAGGCCCAUCUAUAGAUCUGGAUGUGAAGAGCAAAAGACUUGACAUUGUCACUUUACCAGAGGCCAGCGUGGAGGUCCAACCACAUAGCACUGAACUCAAAGUGCCUUCUGGUAAAGAUGAAAUUCCUGAAGGAGUUGCUACAGAAAUGGAUGUAAAAAUGAAAAAGCCACGGAUGUCAUUUGGAUGGUUUUCAAAAUCAGAAGUGAAAGCAGCGGAGGUUGAUGUCAGUCUUCCAAAGGGGGAUAUUUCUCUUCCAGAGGUAAAGGUGGAGGUCAAAGAGUCAGAGGUGGAAAUUAAAGCUCCAGAAAAUCAAGUUGAAAUGAAACAUGGAAUUGAGCUUGAGGGACAAGGAAGUAAGUUCAAACUACCAAAAUUUGGAAUCUCAUUGCCGAAGGUUAAAGGUCCUGAAUUUGACUUAAGUAUCUCAAAGACAGAUGUAGAUGUCAACUUACCAGAGAGAAGAGCAGACCACCAACUACCUGAUGUUGAAGUCGGAGUGCCUUCUGUUGAAGUUGAAAUACCAGAAGCAGUUUCUAAAGAUAUUGAUGUGAAAAUGAAAAAGCCCCGAAUGUCAUUCCCCAAAUUUGGAUUUUCAAAACCAGAAGUGAAAGCACCUGAGGUUGAUGUCAGUCUUCCAGAGGUGGAUAUUUCUCUUCCAGAGGGGAAGGUGGAGGUCAAAGAGCCUGAGGUGGAAAUUGAAGCUCCAGAGAUUCAAGCUGAGGUGAAAGAUACUGUAGGCUCCCCCUCAAGAUUCAAAAUGCCAACUUUAAAAUUCCCUCAAUUUGGAGCAGCUGCUCCAAACAUCACAGUAGAGGUACCUGAUGUGGACAAGGACAUCAAGGUUCAUGAAUCUGAAAUUCCAGAAACCAAGCUGACAAUGUCAGCCAUUAACAUUGAAAAGCCAAGUGUUGACCUUAAAGGCCCAUCUAUAGAUCUGGAUGUGAAGAGCAAAAGACUUGACAUUGUCACUUUACCAGAGGCCAGCGUGGAGGUCCAACCACAUAGCACUGAACUCAAAGUGCCUUCUGGUAAAGAUGAAAUUCCUGAAGGAGUUGCUACAGAAAUGGAUGUAAAAAUGAAAAAGCCACGGAUGUCAUUUGGAUGGUUUUCAAAAUCAGAAGUGAAAGCAGCGGAGGUUGAUGUCAGUCUUCCAAAGGGGGAUAUUUCUCUUCCAGAGGUAAAGGUGGAGGUCAAAGAGUCAGAGGUGGAAAUUAAAGCUCCAGAAAAUCAAGUUGAAAUGAAACAUGGAAUUGAGCUUGAGGGACAAGGAAGUAAGUUCAAACUACCAAAAUUUGGAAUCUCAUUGCCGAAGGUUAAAGGUCCUGAAUUUGACUUAAGUAUCUCAAAGACAGAUGUAGAUGUCAACUUACCAGAGAGAAGAGCAGACCACCAACUACCUGAUGUUGAAGUCGGAGUGCCCUCUGUUGAAGUUGAAAUACCAAAAGCAGUUUCUAAAGAUAUUGAUGUGAAAAUGAAAAAGCCCCGAAUGUCAUUCCCCAAAUUUGGAUUUUCAAAACCAGAAGUGAAAGCACCUGAGGUUGAUGUCAGUCUUCCAGAGGUGGAUAUUUCUUUUCCAGAGGAAAAGGUGGAGGUCAAAGAGCCUGAGGUAGAAAUUGAAGCUCCAGAGAUUCAAGCUGAGGUGAAAGAUACUGUAGGCUCCCCCUCAAGAUUCAAAAUGCCAACUUUUAAAUUCCCUCAAUUUGGAGCAGCUGCUCCAAACAUCACAGUAGAGGUACCUGAUGUGGACAAGGACAUCAAGGUUCAUGAAUCUGAAAUUCCAGAAACCAAGCUGACAAUGUCAGCCAUUAACAUUGAAAAGCCAAGUGUUGACCUUAAAGGCCCAUCUAUAGAUGUGGAUGUGAAGAGUAAAACACUUGAAAUUGUCACUUUACCAGAGGCCAGCGCGGAUGGCCAACCACCUAGAAUUGAACUCAAAGUGUCUUCUGGUGAAGUUGAAAUGCCUGAGGGAGCUGCUACAGAGAUUGAUGUGAAAAUGAAAAAGCCACGGAUGUCAUUUGGAUGGUUUUCAAAACCAGAAGUGAAAUCACCGGUGGUUAAUGUCAGUCUUCCAAAGGGGGAUAUUUCUCUUCCAGAGGUAAAGGUGGAGGUCAAAGAGUCAGAGGUGGAAAUUAAAGCUCCAGAAAAUCAAGUUGAAAUGAAACAUGGAAUUGAGCUUGAGGGACAAAGAAGUAAGUUCAAACUACCACAAUUUGGAAUCUCAUUGCCGAAUGUUAAAGGUCCUGAAAUUGGCUUAAGUGUCUCAACGACAGAUGUAGAUGUCGACUUACCAGAGAGAAGAGCAGACCAACUACCUGAUGUUGAAGUAGGAGUGCCCUCUGUUGAAGUUGAAAUACCAGAAGCAGUUUCUAAAGAUAUUGAUGUGAAAAUGAAAAAGCCCCGAAUGUCAUUCCCCACAUUUGGAUUUUCAAAACCAGAAGUGAAAGGACCUGAGGUUGAUGUCAGUCUUCCAAAGGUGGAUAUUUCUCUUCCAGAGGGAAAGGUGGAGGUCAAAGAGCCUGAGGUGGAAAUUGAAGCUCCAGAGAUUCAAGUUGAAAUUAAACAUGAUGUUGAACAUGAGGGACAAGGAAGUAUAUUCAAACUAUCAACGUUUGGAAUGUCAUUGCCAAAGGUAAAAGGUCCUGAGAUGGAUUUAAGUUUAUCAAAGAAAGUCAUAGAAGUCACCUUACCAGAGGCCAGCGUGGAGGUCCAACCACCUAGCGUUGAACUCAAAGUGCCUUCUGGUGAAAUUAAAAUGCCCGAUGGAGCUGCUACAGGAAUUGAUGUGAAAAUGAACAUACCACAGAUGUCAUUUGGAUGGUUUUCCAAACCAGAAGUGAAAUCACCUGAGGUUGAUGUCAGUCUUCCAAAGGUGAACAUUUCACUUCCAGAGGGAAAUGUGGAGGUCAAAGAGCCUGAGGUGGAAAUGAAAGCUCUGGAGAGUCAAGUUGAAAUGAAACAUGAAGGUUUAUCAGUUGAUGGAAAACUACAAACAUCAGAGAUGGCAUUCAAAAUGACAACAUUCAAAUUCCCUACAUUUGGUGCAACGUCAAAGGUUGUAGUCGAUGUCUCUGAUAAAGAGAAGGAUAUUAAUGUGCCUGGGGUAGAAAUUAUAGAUCAACUACUUGGAGCUUCAUUACAAAUUGAUUUACCGGAACACGGGGACACAGUUGACAUUAAAGGAUCUAGAGAAGUACAGUUACAUGAUGCUGGAUCUGAAAGGCACUCAGUUAAAGGUGGAAUGGCAAUAGCCGAAGUGGAUGUUCCUGAAGUUGAAGUUUCAAAACUGACAAUUGAUGAUAAAGGCAAUGGGUCCCCCAGCAAAGGUCAAGAAUCACCCAGUAAAGGUCAAGGCUCGCCUAGUAAAUUCAAACUUCCAAGCUUCAAAAUGCCCAGAUUGAGCAUUUCAAAAUCCAAACCUGAGAAUGAACAUGAUGAUAUAAAUCCAAAUGUUAUUUUGGAGAAUUAUGAGAUUCAAGUGAAACCACAAGAACCAGAGAAAUCCCCAAAGUUGACUUUGACAACAUUUGGGGAGGUAUUAAGAAGCAUUGAUGUUGAAUUUGAUGUUCCCAAAUUAGAGGAAGUGGAAGAGAAGCUCACAGGCUCAAGGGAAGAUAUAACAGCCUCAGGGAAAACCGAACUAAAUGCUCAAACCAGUGUUGAAACCCAGUCUAUGCAUAAAGAGGAAGAAGCCAAAGAAAAAUCUAAAUUUGGGUGGUUUAAGUUUCCCACAGUUGGACUAUCUUCUUCAGAAUCUACCAAGACUUUAGAAAAAUACACUUCUGAGAAAGAAGGAAGUGAGAAAAGCCCUGACUCUGUGGAACAGGACGUCAGCUUGACCUUUUCAGUACACUCAUCGGAUGCUUUUGCAGAUAUUAGUUCAACAGUCACAAGCGAACAAUUUGGUCCAUCAUUGGCCUCUCCAACCAAAGUCACAGUGAAAUACUCUGACUCUAUUGCCACUGAGGUACAGGGUGAUGUCAUCACCUCCACAGCAAGGACAAAAUUGAUCGCCUUUGAACCCUACUUGGCAGAGAAAGUCACCACUCCAAUGUCCUCCGGAGUUUCCUCCUCAUCAGUGGACACCCUAAAAUUGGAGUCUGGUACACAUGUCAGCACAUCCAAUAUACAAGCAAUACCAGACACACAGAAGGCCACGCUCUUAACAGAUUUUGGAUUGCAGACAGGGACCGCUGGAGUUUCUUCUGCAUCUUGGUCAGUGGACGACACCAACAAAACACAGAGUAAAGGGCAAACAGUUAUUGAGAGGCAUGUAGUUAUGGAAAUGUCAGGCACUGACAGGGAAACGGUUUUCAUAACCCAAAAAGUUACACAUGUGUUUGGGGCUGAGCCCAUCUCAGAUGAAACAGCCUCAUCUAUCAAACAGAUGAAAGACACUAUGCAGUCUGAGAAAAUGACAUUUUUUGAUGGGGCUGAAUUGGAGUGACUGGGAGGAAUACAGUAUGAUAAAUCCCUCCAUUGAGGAGUAAUAUCAGUCAGAUUAUUAUUGUGCUCUUAUUAAUUGUGCUUUAAUUUAUGACCAAGUUUUAAUAUAUACAGUUCAAUGUUUUGAGUGUUUACCGAGUACACUAUAUAAGUUCACAAAUUGGCAUACAAGCCCAUGAUACAGGUAGCGAUGUAAAAGCCAACUUUGUCACUUCAAUGUAAUUACUACCACUGAGAUCAGGUCAAUUCUACAGUAACAGAGUGACAGCAGCUAGGUUUCCAUCCAAUUGGCGACAGAUUUUCAUGCGAAUAUUCAAAAAUCUGCAUAAAGAAAAUAUGUAAUUUUCAAAAUACAUAAAUCAUCCCCGUAUGAUGCAAUCUGCAGCAUACAGGGAUGAUUUCUAUAUUUUGAAAGUUACAUAUUUUGACAAUUUGAUUGCUGAUAAGCAAAACAUUUUGGGACUAUGUCAACAAUGAUCUAAUGAAACAAAUACCAAAAGUUCGUUUCUGGGUGGAAUUUUUCUUUAAGUUUAUGCAUUAACUCAGAAUUAUUAAAGUUAGGCAUUAACUCCAAAUGGUUAAGGUAAAGGUUAAGGAUUGUGACAGACAUAAAACAAAAAUAUUUAAAAAACUUUCUUUCGCUGGAUUCGAAUACGCAGCCUUUGGCAGAUGCUUUACACAUCGUCUCCCAACUUCCUCAGACAUGAAUGGUCAUCCAAUACUGACAUCUAUCGGGUGACUUGCCUCUUCCAAAGUCAUGGUGGGUGGACCACACAAUAGCAUUCAGCCUGGUCUCAUAGACUAGACGAAACAUAGUAAACGCAAUUACAGCAUACAAAUUAGUUUGGUAUGGUUACAUAAGACAGAAGGUUACAUAAAGCAAAAACAAAUGUAAGGUGGCUGGUCGGGGUGGGUGUAUAACAGGAAAGUCUAGCAACCGAAAGGUUGUCUGCUUGAAUCUUAUCAUGGACAACGUUUGCAUUUUAGCUAAUUAUCAACUUUGUAACUACUUGCUACUUUGCUACUACUUAGCAUGUUAACUAACCCUUCCCUAACCUUAACCUUAACCCUUUAACCUAACUCCUAACCAUAACCCUUAAUCCGUAACCCCUAGUCUAGCUAACAUUAGCCACCUAGCAAACAUUAGCGCUAACCACCUAGCCACCUAGUUAACAUUAGCCACAACAAAUUGGAAUUCUUCACAUAUCAUACCUUUUGCAAAUUCGUAACAUAUUGUAUGAUGUGUAUCAGAUAUACAUUUACUAUGUUAGGUAUACCCCUGAGUUCAGGUUGCAGCAUCAUGUGACUCCAAUUGACUUCAAUAUGAUGGUUUUUAUAUACAGUAAAUAUUUGCACAUAAAAGCGUUUCCAUCACCAUUUCUCGCAUAAUUAAUUUUACCGACACAAAAAGAUCCCACCUUGUCUAGCUUAUUUAGUUUUGUCAAAAAAAAUAAGUUUACUGACAAAUUUGCUAUUUCCAUCAGGCCUGUUGUGAAUUUUUUUUAUCUGACAUAGGCUACUUUCUUCGCAUAAAAUCAGAACAUUUUACAAAAAUAAAUUUACUUGAAGAACAGUGCAAAUGCAAAGUUUUAUAACAGAAUGAGAGUUUCUGCCUCAUUCUGUUACCAGCAUUUUUGGUGGUUGUUUCCUGGUUUGCAGAAAUUGUAAUAGUUUGCCUAAUUUCAGUUUGUGACAAAACAAGCAUGUACAGUGUAGAGAAUCAUUGUACCAUCUAAACCGCUGUGAAAUAUAUUUCCAUAACUAAAAAUAGAGCAUUUUCAGCUGUUUGAAGCUGGUGUACAAAACUGGAAGUAUAAGACGCAAAAACGAAAAGUAAGAACUGGAAGCAUAGAAAUAGCGCACAUAGAACAGAUCUACCACUUCUUGCUUUCAAAGAAAAGGACAGAUCUAUAACUCACAUUUAGAUGUGAAUUUGGUCCCGUUGCCCAAACAGUUACGUAAUGCAGCUUUAAAAGUAGUCGUUGUGCAUAGAGUUGUAUAGUUUGUUUAACUUUGCAAUCAUUGAUUUUGGUUUGACAUACAUUUUAAAGUAAAAUAUCUGAGUCUCAGUGUCACUCUGUUACCAUGGAAUUGCACACCACUGAGACCAUUGCUGUUUUUAGACAUCUCUGCAAAUUGUUUUGCUGUACAUAUAAUGAAGAGGAACUUGUUAAUCCACUGCCAUAUGCAUUUAUGAAUGACCUCUGAUGUCUGCUCUUUAUUCGACUUCUGGGCAGCCAUAUAUAGAUAUAAGGUAUAAAUGAUUAUGAGUCUGAAAAAAUGAAUACGUAAUGAUAUACAUACAAACCAUGCAACAUUAAUAGAACAACAACAGAACACAUUUAAGGAACUAUUAAAAUCUGUACACUUAAUACCAUGUAAUACAUUAUGCUAAAAUUGAAUGCUUGUAAUCACAGUAAAAAGGAGAAAAUAUAUAUUGAUGCAACUAUAUUUUGAUUAUAAUGAUGCCUAGAUUUGAUUUGCAAAGUAUUUUUUGUGCAAAGUAGAAACAUUUUAAAGCCUAUGUAAAUAGUUGAUUUAUUCAUUUAUAUUGUAGAGGUUGUAUUUGUUACUCAUAAGGUACUGUAUUAGGAAAGGAGAGGGGAUUCUAAGGCAAACUGUCCUGGCUGUCACUUACUUUGAUUGUUGCUCUUAUUCUGCACUGAUGUAGUCAAUGUACUUGCAAAACUAUACAUAAUAAAUCUUCUAAAAUAUUAAGAA